Hipposideros armiger (great roundleaf bat) is the source of this 768-nucleotide messenger RNA. Its product is annotated as gap junction alpha-3 protein-like. Gene Ontology annotation, biological process: cell-cell signaling. NCBI's taxonomy places the organism in Eukaryota, Metazoa, Chordata, Mammalia, Chiroptera, Hipposideridae. Gene Ontology annotation, cellular component: connexin complex. The transcript has a single exon. Gene Ontology annotation, molecular function: gap junction channel activity. Bases 1 to 768 code for a protein of 255 amino acids. The record is from RefSeq and is a predicted model, not a curated record.
AUGGGUGACUGGAGCCUUCUGGGGAGACUAUUGGAUGCCACACAGGAGCACUCUACCGUCAUCGGCAAGGUCUGGCUGACAGUCCUGUUCAUCUUCAGAAUCCUGGUGCUGGGGGCUGGGGUGGAGGAGGUGUGGGGAGAUGAGCAGUCAGACUUCACCUGCAACACACAGCAGCCCGGCUGUGAGAACGUCUGCUACGAUAAGGCCUUCCCCAUCUCCCACACACGCUUCUGGGUGCUCCAGAUAAUCUUCGUGUCCACGCCCACCCUCAUCUACCUGGGGCACGUGCUGCAUAUCGUGCGCAGGGAACAGAAAAAGAAAGAGCGUGGUGAAGAGCAGCUGAAGGGAGACAGUGACCAUGGCCAGGACAGGGCCCUGGUGAGGGACGACCGAGGCAAGGUCCGCAUUUCCGGGGCCUUGCUCGGGACCUACGUCUUCAGCAUCAUCUUUAAGAUGCUGUUUGAGGUGGGCUUCAUCGUUGGACAGUACUAUUUGUAUGGCUUUCAGUUGAAGCCAAAGUAUACCUGUGACCGGUCGCCCUGCCCCAACACCGUGGACUGCUUCAUCUCCAGGCCCACAGAGAAGACCAUCUUCAUCAUCUUCAUGCUGGCGGUGGCCAGCCUGUCCCUCCUUCUCAAUGUGCUGGAGCUCUACCACCUCGGCUGGAAGAAGCUUAAAAAGGGCAUGACCAACUCUGUUACCCCAGGCACCCCUGAAUUCAGGAUGAGGGCCACCAACCCUGGGGGUGUGAGCCCACCCCCCUCGUAG